Molecule: messenger RNA, 561 nt
Organism: Pteropus alecto (black flying fox)
Lineage: Eukaryota; Metazoa; Chordata; Mammalia; Chiroptera; Pteropodidae
Gene: TMEM239
Product: transmembrane protein 239
Exons: 2
Coding region: 106-561 (151 amino acids)
Source: RefSeq, a predicted model, not a curated record
GGGCGCUGCAAGAAACAACAUGACUUAGGUAACUGCCCUGAGGUCCCAGGCAUAUCCAGGGCUGCUUCUGCAGCUGGCCUGGCCCUCUCCCUAGGUGCACCAGCCAUGAUGCAGCAGCUGAGAAUGGAGACCGAUGCCAUUGGGGCCGGCGAGGGGCCACAGCCGGCGGUGCCCUGGUCGACCUGGGUCACACGGCAGGGUUGGGUGCGCUGGUGCAUGUACUAUGUGCCCCAGAACUGGACCCAGUGGUGGAUCACAUCAAGCUGGAGGCAACCUCUGCAGCGUGUGCUGUGGAGCCUGGAGGGGAUCCUCUACCUGCUGCUGGCGCUGAUGCUGUGCCAUGCACUCUUCACCACUGGCUCCUACCUCCUGAGCUCCCUUUGGCCUGUUGUGGCCGCUGCGUGGCGACAUCUGCUGCCUGCUGUCCUGCUGCUGGUACUCAGUGCCCUCCCAGCCCUGCUCUUCACCGCCUCCUUCCUGCUGCUGCUUUCCACACUGCUGAGCCUCGUGGGCCUCCUCACCUCCAUGUCUCAUCCAGGCCAUGCUCAGGACUUGGACUAA